This is a messenger RNA of Colletotrichum orchidophilum, 867 nucleotides long. RefSeq names its product Arv1-like family protein. The transcript has 3 exons. Bases 1 to 867 code for a protein of 288 amino acids. Lineage: Eukaryota; Fungi; Ascomycota; Sordariomycetes; Glomerellales; Glomerellaceae. Gene Ontology annotation, biological process: sterol metabolic process; intracellular sterol transport; sphingolipid metabolic process. Gene Ontology annotation, cellular component: cortical endoplasmic reticulum; Golgi apparatus. The record is from RefSeq and is a predicted model, not a curated record.
AUGCCGAUUUGUAUCGAGUGCCGCCAUCCGGUCAAGACACUAUGGACCAAAUAUUCCAACGCUGACGACAAGUCGAGUGGCCACAACAUUCGUCUGACCGUAUGCAGGAAUUGCGGUCACUUUUGCGACAAAUAUGUCGAGCACGAUUUCGUAGUGCUGUUCAUCGAUCUCGUCCUGAUCAAACCCCAGGUCUAUCGUCACCUGUUGCACAAUACCUUAAUGAAGGACGACGACCGUUUUGACUCAUCCAUUGUACGACUCGGCAUCCUAUUGUUGCUAUUCGACGUGUACUUGACAUGGGCGCGCAUUGAGAAGCAGACGGUGCCCAUCUCUGCCCGGGGCGAGGGUGCCAACCUGGGCAGCUUGGCACAGCAGUCUAUUGUGUCCCAAUAUUUCUUCUUCCUAAUCCUUUGCGCUUUGUCGACACUUGCCUUCCAUAUGAGCAUUCGCUUCAUGACCUCGUCCAAGUUGUCUCCGCUGAACUUUUUCAACAUUUUACCCCGAUACUCGCGUCCAAAUUCAGUCUCGACCGCACUCCUUGUCUCGUCUUCGACUAAGCUAUUCCCGAUCCUCAUGGUCAUAUGGCAGUACGAUGUCCCAGCUGCGGCUCGAUCGCUGGGGUGGGCUGUCGUAGCAAACAACGUCGAAGCCCUCCGUAUCCUGCUGGAUUGCGGCUACGGAGUUGCCACCUUCCUAGCUACGAUGGGAGCUCUGGCCCGGUGGACCGUAGGACGCAGCAUUCUCUGGGCUGCCGGGCUAGACGGCGUUGAUUCCAUUGGAGAAACCAGCAUUGCCGCAGAUGGCAAAGCCCUUUGGGCUCUGUUGAUGUACGUUAGGGAAUGGGCCAGUGAUCUAGCCGCAGGAUAA